Messenger RNA from Gryllus bimaculatus (two-spotted cricket), 831 nucleotides. Lineage: Eukaryota; Metazoa; Arthropoda; Insecta; Orthoptera; Gryllidae. The record is from the annotation of a GenBank genome assembly.
AUGAGAACGCCGGGCGAGAACGCGGGCGUAGCGGAGCGGCGUCUGCGGGCCGGCAUUGUAGCUCCAGCGCGGGGAGAGGGGAGCGGAGAAGAGCAGUAUGUGCCCUUCAUGUUUCGAGCAGCGGGCGACCGCGACCGCGCCCGCGUCCGCACUUGCGCCACGCCGCGCCUCGCGGUAGCGGAUGCCCAACAGUACGCUGAGAAAAAAAUGAAUGAUAUAAUUGAAGGUAUAAUUACAUUCUCAAGUAUCGGGAAUCAAGUGGAAUCCAGUUUUAUGAUUUUUGAUUUGCAAAACAUGAUAUGGAUACAUUUCAAAAAUCGCUACGAACUAUCAACUUUUUUAAGUUUUAUUUUACAAUUAAUUUCAUUACGUGUGUGCAUUUACAUUUCUUGCUUCGUGCAGGCAUUAUACUACAUAGGCGCCGAGGCGCAGGCACCCCCGGCGGCGGCAGCUGACGCCAUCGAAGCGGUUGGCGGCGGUGGGCGCGCUCGCAGCGACGGUGGCGGCGGCGGUGGCGGCGGCGGCGGCGGCGGAGCGAUGGCGGACGCGCGGCCCACCCCCGACUCGGAGUCCGCCGCUGACGACGACGACGCGGGCGACGACCAGCCCGCGCCCCCGGCGCCCAGUCGGUAUUUCAGUGUAUUGAAAGAAAUAAACGCAAAAAACGACAUGCUGGGCCACUCGCUCUUCAGCUUCACGUCGCCCGAGCAGCACGCGGAGCUGCGGCGUCAGCUGACGCCGGACGGCCAGACCGCCGCCCCCGCCCCCGCGCACAGCGCUGCCGCCGUCUCCCCAGAGGGAAAGAUACCGGAAACCGAACUAUUUGCUUAG